Molecule: messenger RNA, 707 nt
Organism: Sorghum bicolor (sorghum)
Lineage: Eukaryota; Viridiplantae; Streptophyta; Magnoliopsida; Poales; Poaceae
Exons: 2
Coding region: 164-472 (102 amino acids)
Source: RefSeq, a predicted model, not a curated record
UAAAAUGCGUCGUCCCCGCUAGCUCCAGCGGACACGUCUUCUCUUAAAUAAAGCUUCCAAUUCCAAACGAACUGACCACUGCUAUCAGCUGUCAUCAUUGCCUGGGACAGGAAGCAAAGAGAAGGACGAGAAUUAAGCGGGUCGGAUCGGCUGAACAAGAGCCAUGCUUGCGAGCGCGACGAGAGCAGGGACGACGACGUCGUCCACCAAGCCCGGCCACGCGGCGGGCGCCGUCCGCACCAGCGGCGCCGGCGGCGGCAACGGCACCCCCGCCGUCGUCGUCGUCACCGACGGCGCCGGGCAGCAGGAGGUCACCGUCUCUCAGUUCGUCGCGCAGCUAGAUGAGGCGGCGCGGCGGAGGCUGGACAGCAUGCACCAGAGGCUGAGGCUGCUGGAGCAGCAGAUGGAGACGCUGGAGGCCGAGGUCGGCAAAGCCAGCAGCACCAGCAGUAGGAUGGACACCUACGCCUAGUCUUUAGUCGCCUGGAGUAGUUGCUAGCGGCCUGGCCAGAUCGAUCCGUCGCGUCGAUCAGGGAGCAGACCACACAGAUAUGUCUCAUGUACAUGGACGAUGAUUAUAUGACGACGCAUGGAUGGUGCCGUCGCUAAAACUAUCUCCACAGUUUUGGAGCGACUUGGAAAAAUAUGGCAGUUCGUUUGCAAUUUGUCACUCUCAUCUCCUGUGGAAAUGGAUGCCGUUCCAAGCA